UAUGCUCACAUCCACUAACUCCACACAAGACACUCAAAUUACAUGGUCAUAGUGUACACCUAGUUAGGCAAACACACCAAACACCAAACACCAAACUAGUUGGCUCAAUUCUCUUUGAAUGGCUUUGGAGGCUUUGAAUUCACCAACAGCAGCCACCACUCCGUUCCGUGGCUACCAAGAAGAGGAGGAGGAGGAGGAGGCUGACCUUCACUUACGUGAGCCUUGGGCUAAAAGGAAACGCUCCAAACGACCGCGUUUUGAGACGGAGGAAGAGUACCUCGCUCUUUGCCUCAUCAUGCUCGCACAAAGCGGUACCACCAGAAACAUCCACAACAACAACACCCAAUUACCGUCUUCUUCACUGUCAGACAAAGAAGCGUCGCCGCCGGUGAAACUAACACACAGGUGCACCGUUUGCAACAAGGCCUUUGGUUCUUAUCAAGCACUCGGUGGACACAAGGCCAGCCACCGCAAGGCCUCGUCGGAAUCCAACCCCACCGCCUCCGUCUCUGCCCUAGCCAACGACAGCGUUUCUGCUUCCACCGUCGGCGGCGGAAGGAUGCACGAGUGUUCCAUCUGUCACAAGAGUUUCCCUACCGGUCAGGCCCUGGGUGGCCACAAGCGCUGCCACUACGACGGCGGGAACAACCACAAUAACAGCAACGCCAACGGAAACAACAGCAGCGGCGCCACUACCUCCGACGGCGGCGCUGCCUCCUCCUCCCACACGCUCCGUGGGUUUGACCUGAACCUUCCGGCGCCGCUGACGGAGUUCUGGUCGCCGAUGGGGUUUGAUUUCGGGAAGAAGAAGGUAGGCGGUGAACAAGAGGUGGAAAGCCCGUUGCCGGUAACCGCCAAGAGGCCGCGUUUGUUUACAGGGGAAGAUGAUGAAACCGCGUAGAUUUGUUUGCAGAAUUUUAUUUUAAAUUGAUUGAAAUUGAAUUUGUUGCUGGUAUAUCGCGAAUAUGAUUAUGAAUUCAAACCAGUUAGUUUAAUUUUCAUUUUAUGUUUUUUUUUAGUAUAUAGGUGGGAUUGGGAUUUUGUUUCUGCUACUCUGUACAGACAAAUUUUGUUCAUUGCUUUUGGACUCUUCUUUGUCAUUGAUUCAAUCUAACAAUUGCUUUCAUCAGUAAUGUUUAUGCCAAAGAUAAAUAUAAGUUAAUUCCCAUCA
Molecule: messenger RNA, 1171 nt
Organism: Glycine soja
Lineage: Eukaryota; Viridiplantae; Streptophyta; Magnoliopsida; Fabales; Fabaceae
Product: zinc finger protein ZAT10-like
Exons: 1
Coding region: 119-901 (260 amino acids)
Biological process (GO): response to stress
Molecular function (GO): DNA-binding transcription factor activity
Source: RefSeq, a predicted model, not a curated record